Molecule: messenger RNA, 714 nt
Organism: Naegleria fowleri
Lineage: Eukaryota; Heterolobosea; Eutetramitea; Acrasida; Naegleriidae
Exons: 1
Coding region: 1-714 (237 amino acids)
Molecular function (GO): protein binding
Source: RefSeq, a predicted model, not a curated record
AUGUCUCAUCAUGAUGAUCAUUCCGGAAAGGAUCACCAAUUUGGAAGUUCUGAAAGUUUGUUCCGAAAAUUUUGCAACAAGAUGAGAGGAAAAAAACAACAAGGAUUUUCUUGUCAAUUUGAACAAGUGGAUACUUUGGAAAAGGAAUCACUAGUGCCUUAUUCCAUGGCGAUUUCAUAUCGAUAUAAUUGUUUAAUUGUAGGAAAUCGGAAUUUUAAUUAUCCCAGUGUGGACAUUUUUGAUUUAGCAUCAAAAACACACAUCCGAUCAUGCAGAGUACAUGUCACUCCUUAUUACAUGAAAAUUGAAAAAAUCAAUCAUGAAGAAGAGUAUUUAAUUUGUGUGCAUUAUUCUAACAUUACUAAAUACAAGUUGCACGAUAUUGUUACUCAGGAUGAUUCCACCUGGUUGUGGAAUAAGGAACUUAGUUAUAUCAGUUCUGUAGCAAUUGACUACCAUCCAACAGAUUCUUUGAAAAAUGUAAUUUUAACAUGCAAAGAUUCGAAUAUUGCCCAAGUGAGUUCUUUGAAUGGAGAAGAAUUGCCACUCAUUACUAUCAAUAAUUUGACCUUCUCAAGCGAGUUGUACUGCUUGGAACUUUUACCAAAUAGAAAUAUAGUUUUAUUUCACAAUGAAACAUUCCAUAUAUUGCAACCGCAAACCGAUGGAACAUGGAGUGCGGUUAGUCAAUUUGGCUAUCGGUUGGCCUUCUGA